GAGUGGGACCUCGUGGCGAAGUCCCCGUCUCCGCUGUCAUGCAACAACCUCCACAACAACCCUGAGCUCCGCUAUCGCUGAUGGCGGAUCCACUCAGUGGGAACAGUGGCUGAAUCAGGCUGGAUGCUGCACUCGAGAUAACAGCCAGAUAAGCGCCGUGUGAUUUAGGCGGUGUUGGGAGAGGGAGUCAUGCAGUUAGCCGCUGCCGACGUAGCUUCCGCCAGCAGCCGCACACCGCGUCACAAACGCUGGAGUCCGACGCUUCACGGCCGCUCACACUUUCUGAUGCCCCGGACUCAUCUCGCUGCUCCUCUCUGAAGCCUGCGUGGUCGUUGAAGGCCUCUUGUGACAGACUUUUGGACCAUGGCCCCGCACCCGCUCGUCCAGGCCGUCAUUGACCUCUCGGCAGGAGCCGUAGGGGGAGCUGCUUGUGUUUUCAGUGGCCAGCCUUUAGACACAACCAAGGUCAAGAUGCAGACCUUUCCUACUCUCUACCGAGGAUUCGUCCACUGCAUUGUGUCCACCUACAAGCAGGUGGGCAUUCGUGGCCUGUACCAAGGCACCACGCCGGCGCUGAUGGCCAACAUCGCCGAGAACUCCGUGCUCUUCAUGAGCUACGGCUUCUGCCAGCAGGUCGUCCGCUUCACGGCCGGGCUGCCGGGCGACGCGGCGCUGAGUGACGUGCAGAAGGCCUGUGCUGGCUCAGUGGCGUCCAUCUUCUCCUCACUCGUGCUCUGCCCCACCGAGCUCGUCAAGUGCCGGCUGCAAGCCAUGUUUGAAAUGGAGGCGUCAGGCAAGAUCGCCAGGAGCCAGAACACAGUGUGGUCUGUGGUCAAAUCCAUCAUGAAGAACGAGGGACCACAGGGCUUCUUCCAGGGCCUGACCACGACUAUAGCAAGAGAGGUGCCGGGCUACUUCUGCUUCUUCGGUGCAUAUGAGCUCUGCCGCACCGGCUUUGCAGAUUACAUGAAGUGUGGCAAGGACGACAUAGGUGUGGCUCCCAUCGUGUUCAGUGGCGGCUUCGGAGGUGCUUGCCUGUGGCUCGUGGUGUAUCCCAUGGACUGCGUCAAGUCUCGCAUCCAGGUCAUGUCCAUGACAGGCAAACAGGCGGGCUUUUUCAAAACCUUCAUGGCCAUCACUCGAACUGAAGGUGUGAGGGCUCUCUACUCUGGUCUCACCCCCACCAUGAUCCGCACUUUCCCUGCAAACGGAGCGCUCUUCCUGGGUUACGAGGCCAGUCGGAAGGUCAUGAUGAAGCAGUUUGACUGAGUCGGCUCAUGAGAUGGGUCCUGAAUCAGACGUGACUUAUACACAGUCAAUGUACUUGACGGUCCACAGAUUUUACUUCUGACAUGUGAAACUGCCUUUAGGGUUACAACCUUUUUAUUUUAUUUUAGCCAGGUUUCUUGUUUGUUCAGUUUAGCUUUUAUUUGUGGUUGUGGUCUGGAAGUCAGCGUGAGGAAUAUGUUGCUUGUACUGUAUGUGGGUAGACCAACAUCGGCGACAAACAAAGACAUAACCACUAGGUUUAUUAUCAAAAUCUGCCUGGUACAAAGUACACGGACCCAGCAGCCCAACAACCUGAGCACAACUCCAGCUGAAUCAUUUGAGGGUAUUAUAACGUGUAGGAUGUGGUUUUUUGCCAUCUCCUGCCAUUUUGAUAGUGUAUUCUAAAAAAUGCAACACUCCAUCUCUUUUUAAACUUUAAAAAAUUGUUGAUCUUGAUAACAUGUUUACAUCUUUUAAAACAAAACUCUAAUUUAUUUUUGAGAUGUGAAUAUUCUCUGGUAUUAACGCUCCAAUUGUGUAAAUAAGUAAAACUGUAUUAUAGUGUUGAGUAGCAACAUUAGCCAGAUGUUUUAUGAGGGACACUAGAUUAUUUAAUUUUUUUAUGUCUACCUCAAAAGAGCUAAAUUCACACAUUCACUAAUUUGUCUUUGUACUUCACCCCAAUGUUACUUUAGACACUGACAAAUAAUGAAGUGGCAUGAACUAUUUAAUUUAAGUUGCCAAAUAUUUUUUUAUGUGUUAUAUACAUUUUUCAUGAUUCUCAUUUUUGGUUGAAUUGAAAAUAAGUGUCCACUGUUUGAAGACUCAUGUUUUAAGCUGUUUACCUUUUGAACCGUUACAUUUUUACCUUUUUUUUGUUGUGUAUUCUGUGUAAAUUUGUUAAGAAAAUUAUGUGCUGCCUCAUCAUGAUGUUGUUUGCACACUGUUCCAUCUGUGGGUUAUACUGAGAUCCUGAGACAAAUUGUAGCGAGGAAACCUGAAUUAAAGGUGUAAAAGAAGGCAAAA
This is a messenger RNA of Betta splendens (Siamese fighting fish), 2295 nucleotides long. It is a transcript of the gene slc25a15b, whose product is annotated as solute carrier family 25 member 15b. Bases 364 to 1269 code for a protein of 301 amino acids. Gene Ontology annotation, molecular function: L-ornithine transmembrane transporter activity. Gene Ontology annotation, biological process: mitochondrial L-ornithine transmembrane transport. NCBI's taxonomy places the organism in Eukaryota, Metazoa, Chordata, Actinopteri, Anabantiformes, Osphronemidae. The record is from RefSeq and is a predicted model, not a curated record. The transcript is spliced from 7 exons.